AUACAAUCAUGCAUUCGGAACAAAAAAGAGCUCUAUAUAUUAAUGUUAUGGCCAAAUUUAACACAUCAAGAAAUUAAUCAAUCAUUUCAAAAAAUGAGUUUAAUGAAGCUUAAUCAAGCUACAUUUCUGUUGCUAGUACUAGCAACAAUGCUAGCUUUUGUGAGCUCGGACUUCAGCAAGGACAAGGAUGAAUGUCAACAACAACUAGUCAGUCUUUCAUCUUGCCUCAACUAUGUAACCGGCGAGGUAAAAGCGCCAUCUUCGCAGUGCUGCACGGUCUUGUACAAGAAGCUAAAUAUUACCAAAAAGUGUCUAUGCAUACUUGUUAAGGAUCGAAAUGAGCCUACCCUCGGCCUUAAGCUCAAUGGAACUCUUGCUCUUAGGCUUCCUUCUAUGUGUCAUACUGUUUCGAGUUCCUUGGACUGCAUAGGUCUCCUUAAGUUGAACCCUAAAUCUCCUGAAGCUCGGAUUUUCAUUGAAUCGGCCAAUAUUACUGGAGCUGAUGCUACUGGUAAGGAUCCCACAAGUUACAGCUCCAAUGGCGGAAAGCUGAAUAUAUGGCGUAAAAUGAUGAUAUUUGACGCAUUUUUUCUUACGUGUUUCUUUUCGAUGUUUUUAUUCAAUCUGUAGCCGAGUACUUAAGCUAUUCCAAUCUCUGAAUGUUGUAUUGUUGUGUUUAUAUACGUUUCCCUGUUAAAGUAAACUAUUGUACUCAAUAUUAUUGACACAACUAAUUAUGAAUUUGUAAUAGUUAAUAAGAUACCUAACAUAUUUAACUGAGGAAGGCUUGAUUUACUUGGUAAGAUUUUUACCUCAUAUUUUGUUUAA
Messenger RNA from Chenopodium quinoa (quinoa), 828 nucleotides. RefSeq names its product protein YLS3-like. The record is from RefSeq and is a predicted model, not a curated record. The transcript has 3 exons. The coding region runs from base 43 to 630 and encodes 195 amino acids. Lineage: Eukaryota; Viridiplantae; Streptophyta; Magnoliopsida; Caryophyllales; Amaranthaceae.